Gadus chalcogrammus (walleye pollock) is the source of this 1024-nucleotide messenger RNA. Its product is annotated as odorant receptor 131-2-like. Lineage: Eukaryota; Metazoa; Chordata; Actinopteri; Gadiformes; Gadidae. Gene Ontology annotation, biological process: G protein-coupled receptor signaling pathway. The coding region runs from base 83 to 1024 and encodes 313 amino acids. Gene Ontology annotation, molecular function: G protein-coupled receptor activity. The transcript has a single exon. Gene Ontology annotation, cellular component: membrane. The record is from RefSeq and is a predicted model, not a curated record.
AAGGAUUUUUAGAUAUAUUACUGAAACUAGACGGUGUGAAUAUUAUACAAUUUCUUUGUCAUUUUUAGGUUCACAAUUCAACAUGCAGACUGGACUCUCGGGCAAUUCAACAUCUUCCCCCCCUUUUCCUAUCAUCAAGGUGUGUGUGGUGGUUCCCUUCUUCUCCAUCUUCCUCUUCUGCAUCGUACUCAUGCUCUACAUCUUCGCAUCUAACCGGCACUUCAUGGACAGCACUCGCUACAUCUUGUUUGCCUUCAUGCUGGUCAAUGACACCCUAGUAAUGUUGUCCUCUGUGCUGCUCUUGUUCCUGGCUGUCGCCCAGACGAGGUUCCCCAUUGUCUUCUGUGCCCCCCUGCUGUUUUUCUCCACUGCUUCCUUCCUCAACACCCCUCUCAUCCUAGCUACCAUGUCACUGGAGCGCUACGUGGCUAUCAUGUACCCACUGCAGUGCCCACCUGCGUGGCGGUCCGACCGCGUCUGGAUCAUCUUGCUGUGCCUGUGGCUCAUCAGCUGUGUCCUCCCCACGGUGGACUUCUCCAUAGCGGGGGCUCGUCCCGGACUGGACGUCCUCUCCACGCCCGUCUAUUGCAGCACCGUGGUGCUCAACUCUUCUACCGUGCAGACUCUGUUCAAGGUCUCUCUGAAUGGGUUUUUCUUCGGGGCGGUGGCGCUCAUGAUCCUCUACACCUACAUCAAGAUCCUCCUGGAGACCAAGAAGAUGAGGCAGGACAGGGCCUCUGUGAACAAAGCCAUGCACACCGUGCUGUUCCACGGCUUUCAGCUGCUGCUCUGCCUCUUGGCCUUCACUAAUCCCAUCUCGGAACAGCUCCUCGUGCUGCACGCCAACUGGUUACCCGACGACAUCUACUUCUUCAACUACUUCUGUUUUAUCCUCAUCCCGCGCUUCCUCAGCCCACUCAUCUACGGCUGGCGGGACAAGAGCCUGAGAGACCACAUGAGAAGAGCAGCUCUGUGCUGCUCUUGUGGCUUCAGGACGCGUGACACGGAGAAGCCAUUGUCAUAA